AUGGCAGAGAAGAAGAAAAAUAAUGUUACAUCUUCCACCAGCGCCGAAGGGGCUUCGAUAAUAGGCCACAUCCAUUUAUUAGGCAAAAAUCCCCACCAAGAUUUCCGCCGCCUUGCUCAACAACACGGCGAGAUCAUGCACAUGCGCCUCGGCUCUCUCCCGAUCGUCGUCGUGUCGUCCCCGGCCGCUGCCAAGCUAGUGCUAAAGACGCACGACGCCGUUUUGUCCGACAGGCCUCACUACCUCUCGACCACGCGCCUCACGUACGGCCACAGGGACGUGAUAUGUGCUCCCUGCGGCCCGUACUGGCGCAACAUGCGGAAGCUAUGCACGCUGGAGCUGCUGAGCGGGCCCAAGGUCGAGGAGUUUCAGCCGAUGAGGCGGGCCGAGCUGGGGAUGGCGGUGGAGGGGAUCCGCCGGGCGGCCGAGGGGAGGGAGGUUGUGGAUGUUAGUGCUAGAGUGGGGGAGCUUGUUGGGGAUAUGAAUUGUUUGAUGGUUUUGGGAGGAAGUUUGUGGAUAGGGAUUUGGACAAGGAGUUGGGGUUUAAGGAUGUUAUCGAUGAGACCACACGUGUGGUGCGCAGCCUAA
Salvia splendens (bonfire salvia) is the source of this 588-nucleotide messenger RNA. RefSeq names its product cytochrome P450 71AU50-like. The transcript has a single exon. Gene Ontology annotation, molecular function: iron ion binding; oxidoreductase activity, acting on paired donors, with incorporation or reduction of molecular oxygen; monooxygenase activity. The coding region runs from base 1 to 588 and encodes 195 amino acids. The record is from RefSeq and is a predicted model, not a curated record. NCBI's taxonomy places the organism in Eukaryota, Viridiplantae, Streptophyta, Magnoliopsida, Lamiales, Lamiaceae.